Caenorhabditis auriculariae is the source of this 2788-nucleotide messenger RNA. Lineage: Eukaryota; Metazoa; Nematoda; Chromadorea; Rhabditida; Rhabditidae. The record is from the annotation of a GenBank genome assembly.
AUGUCGUCCUCUACACUCAGUUGGAAAUUUGUGAGUAUUAUUUUUCACUCAUUUUUUUCUAUUUUCAAGUCAUAUAAUUUCAAAAAAAUUUGUAAAUUUGAAGUAUCUCGCUUCCUCUGAUAAUGGAAAGAUUGUUUUACCAUCAUAAAAAAAUCAUUUCUGAAAAAAACUUGAUAUUUUUUUAGAAGAAAUUCAAACUUCCCGCUUAGUUCCACAAAUUAAAAUUUCAUAAUAAAAAAAUAUUAUUGAAUCUUUGAAGCUUUUAAAGGAACCAAUCAGAAAUGAGAAAAAAAAACUCCUGAAAAACCUCCAAUUUAAAGUAAAAAAGGCCUGAAAUUCUCGAAAAAUACAAUAUUAUGCAAAAAUGAAAAUUUUAAACAUUUUGAAACUUUGAACAAUAAUAAGAAACAAAUAUACAAAAAGAAACAGCGAUAGAAAAUCAUUUUUUUACUUUAAAAAAUGAGGGAGGAAAGUGAACGGAACGCCGCCGUCUGCUCGCCUCACCCUCAUCUCAAAAUCGCCGUUCUCGCCAAAACGAGCGAGUCGGUUGGCGUCGGGACACGCAGCAACGUAAGAAGGAGUCGUUUCCUUCGUUCAGCAUCGCUUCUCGGCCUAUUGGCUAAGAUCAAAGUGUAGUAUCUGUUCUUAUCGUAUUAACCUACGGUAUGUGCUCGAAUGAGUACAAUAUAGGUUAACUUAUUUUUGCAACCGAGAGUGGAUCCGGAGCUUGCUCCGACCGCUCAAGGGUCGUCCCAGCGUUGCACUGCUGCAGGGCACGGCCCAGACCCCCAGGGGGGUCACAAAGAAGGGAACAAAAAAAAAAAAGAAGUACUGCUUCAGGACUUCAGAUUCAAGUUAUUGAGAGUUUUGAAAGGGAGCGAAAGAUAUUCGUUAAAUUAGCGUCAUUCAGGUAAAAGGAGGGUCGAAGACUUGGCAAUGGUUGGAUAUUAUUCGAAAAAUUACCACCCAAAUAAUUCGGGUCAAAGAUUCAUUGACAUUUGAGCUAGAAUGAUGACCAAUUCCUAUCAAUGACGUCAUCUGAUGUCGUUCAAAAAGAAGUGAUCAAAAAAAAAAGAAAGAAGUACCGCUACAAUACUUCAGGCUCUGAUAAAUAAGCGUUCUUUUUCUUCUUACGCCUUUGUACCGCUUGAGCGGCGUCGGCGCCCCAAGUCGAUUAGCCGAUGUCCUAUCCUGAUGAUAAUCAGUGGACUGGCUCCAGAGACAUAUCCGUCAUUGUGUGUGACGGCUGGGGAUUUUGAAGUCGUGGUUUCCCACUACCAACAUUUCUUAAACCCCUUGGUUGGGUCGGGGCGGGGAUCGAACUUGUGACCCUGUGGAUCGUAGACAGGCACACAACCUGGUGCGCUACGGCGCGCCCAAGAAAAAGUACUUAUGAAAUGAAAUAUUCGUACUGCUCAAACAAUAAGUAUUACAAGUUACAGCGGAAAAAUAAAUUAGUGUCAUUCUGUAAAAAAAGCAUUGCCCAAAAAUUGGCAGUUACUACUUUUGAAAUAAAAAUGAUUUUUAAAAUAAAAAUGAAGUAAGUUCAAGAGAAUUAUUGACAUUUGCUCUACAGUCUGCCUUAGCGGGGUUUUUUCGGUGAUCCCAAUAAUGAAAAAAAAAGACUUCUCAUUUUUGUAAAGCUUCCGAGCUAUGACCCCACGCAAUCUCACUAAUUAUAGUCAGUUUUUAGAUGGCGUCCGCCUAUUCUCUUGCGAUCAAAGACAUGGCUAAGGAUCUUGAGAGCAAUCUCGCUGGAGAGUACUCUCUUCUCAACUUGGAAAAGGGCCUGGAGCAGACGAUUGGAUCUCGGAGUUCGAGAUAUGAACUCACCCUCAGUUGCCCAGCUCGAAAGAUCACUAAAGUACUUACCUUUCCAUAUUUCAAUCCCAAAAAGAGUUUUAGAUCUAUUCUAAUGUACAACUACCAGCCAUCACAAGCAUCACAAACCUCUACCGCCUAAUGAGGGAGGACAUCCCAGAAAGGGAUGAAUUCUCAACAUCCUUCGACAUUGUAGCGAUAGGCACAACACCGUACAUCGACGCUCUUGCCACAGAAAUCCCCGACAAAUUCCAAGCCCUCUUUGUCUAUGACAAAACAGCCACCCCGGAGACCGUAAAGACACUGGCCUCCAAAGCCCAAAUACCAGUAAUCCACCUACUAACAACCUCUAAAUGUUGGCAAAAAGUCUAUGAAGUUUUGAAAAACCGCCACUUACAACCUCUAACCACGGAAAAUUACAUCUCAAAAAUUAGAUCACUGGCCGAAUCCCCUGCCAAAAAAGGCAACUCUCCUCUUCUUCCUCCCAACCUUCGCCGAAACGUGUGUAUCAAAAAAGCCCAAUAAAACAUUUAUGUCUGUAUGUGUUUUGUUUUUGUUUUUGUUGCCUUCAAGGCUCAAACCUGCAAAGGUUAUUUUUUUAUUGGUUAGGUUCUUGUAGUUUUUCGUCUGUUUUUUAAUUUUCGUUAGGCUGAUAUUGUGUCUCCACUCAGCUACAACCACGCCGACGGUUCUAGCCCCCCUAAGAACUCUUAGCAACAGCUCUGGUUGACGACUUUUCUAAGCACGUCGAGCAGGCUGCACGAGACGAAACGGAGACUUCGUUACACGAGGACCAUGCCAAGCUCAUUCGGAGGGCCUUCAAAAACCUUACAAAACCGAUAUCGGGUAACCAAAAAAAAACUCAACAAAAGUAAAAAGCAACAAGCUUUUAGGCGUACGGUGUAACGUUCACCUCCCCAAAGUAUCGCGCUUCGCGUCGGGACGACGAACUUUGCUGAGGCUAUGA